CAGUGAUGAUGGUUAACAUUUUACUGAAGUCAUCGCGAGCUGCCAGAGCCAUCGCAGCACUGGCUGGAACUAAAUCCUAUUUACACAAUCGGGAUCAAUAAGGGAGCACAAGGAAACAACUGCAAGUUAUCGACAGAAAACUUACAUCGGUUCAACCAUGAGAGACAGACUGGGACACCUGAAUAAAGCCCAGACUGAUUCUGAAGGCUUCAGCACUGUGGAGCUGACAGGCCUACCAGAACAUGAAGCAGACUCGAACCCGGAUCUAGAUGGGAUCCUGAAGGAGGCCCAGGGAAUACGUCUGGAAAUCGAGCAGAUCCAGAAUGACAUCAAUGAGCUGAAGGAGGUCAACUACCAGACAUUAAACAAGACUUGUUAUCCUGCUGCCAAUAAGAGGAACUCCAAUGCAAUCGGAGCGGACAUAAAGCGCAGAGGAGAAGCAGUACUGCAGCAGUUGCACAUGAUGAACGGUCUCCGAGGUGAGCUGGAGGCCCAGCGCGGCUCCUCUGACCCUACGGCUCGCAUAGCUCGAACGCAGUACCACUAUCUGAGCAAUGCUCUGCGGGAGGUAAUGUUCAGCUACAAUGAUGUGGAGAUGAGCCACAGGGAGGCUUGUAAACGCCACAUCCAGAGGCAAAUGGACGUGGUGGGGAGGGAGGUCAGCGAGAAGGAGCUGGAGGAGAUAAUAGAAGGUGAGGAGGUGUGCGUCUUCAGCAUCCAUGAAAGGGGGAAAAGCACCAGCUCUGCCCUCAUGAACAUUGAGAACAGACACAGAGAGCUGCUGGAGCUGGAGAAGAGAAUCGAGGGAAUCCAAGAGCUCUUCUUGGACGUGGCUGUGCUUGUUGAGGAGCAGGGAGCAGGAGUGGAAAACAUUGAGAAAAACGUCCAGAGCGUGGAGGUGACCGUUCAGGAGGGCACCUUCAAGCUGGAAAGAGCCCUGGCUUCAGAUAAAAGCAAUCCUUUCAAGAAGAUGUUUUGUGGCUGUUUUCCAUGUUACAACAAAUAACAUCAGUUAAGCUUUUUAAUGUACAAUUAAAGCUAUAUCUGCAGAUACACACAGAAAAAAUAAGCAGCCUACCCCCCAAAAAAACUGCUAAUAGGAAAUAUAAAACCAAAUAUGGCUGCUUUCUCACACAAAAAGCAAAUUUCACAGGAAAGGGCUUAAAACAGAACUUAUCAAACUGGAUCAUCAUUGAUUAAAAUGAUGAAUUGGAAGAAGUAAUUUCUAUUUUCUCAUUGCAACAAUUCUGUUUUUUUAUUAAUUUCUUUAAAUUUAAAAGUGGCCAAGUCUUGCAUAUUUUUGGGGAGAAGCCUGAAUGCUAGAUAGACUGAAAACCUUUGGU
Messenger RNA from Cyprinodon tularosa, 1343 nucleotides. RefSeq names its product syntaxin-11-like. Gene Ontology annotation, cellular component: presynaptic active zone membrane; plasma membrane; SNARE complex. The record is from RefSeq and is a predicted model, not a curated record. Gene Ontology annotation, biological process: intracellular protein transport; exocytosis; synaptic vesicle fusion to presynaptic active zone membrane. Bases 158 to 1006 code for a protein of 282 amino acids. The transcript has 2 exons. Lineage: Eukaryota; Metazoa; Chordata; Actinopteri; Cyprinodontiformes; Cyprinodontidae. Gene Ontology annotation, molecular function: SNAP receptor activity; SNARE binding.